This is a messenger RNA of Hippocampus comes (tiger tail seahorse), 4837 nucleotides long. Its product is annotated as protein jagged-2. NCBI's taxonomy places the organism in Eukaryota, Metazoa, Chordata, Actinopteri, Syngnathiformes, Syngnathidae. Gene Ontology annotation, molecular function: calcium ion binding. Gene Ontology annotation, biological process: cell communication; Notch signaling pathway; multicellular organism development. The transcript has 16 exons. The record is from RefSeq and is a predicted model, not a curated record. Bases 827 to 3205 code for a protein of 792 amino acids. Gene Ontology annotation, cellular component: membrane.
UUGAUGUAAAAGGACAACAAACAGAGGCUGCAGUGGAUUGCGUAAAGACUUUACGCAUGGAUAAUCUGGACGGGGGGCGCCUCCGUGACGCGUAAUGAACCAAAGUUAGAGAGGGGAGAGAGAGAGAGAGAGAGAGAGAAAGUGGAGCUUUUGUCACCGAUGGAAAUCUUCCGGGCCGGCGCUGAAAGACUGAUAGUCUCUGCUUCAGGACACACCCUCCGUGCGCUCUCUCUCUCUCUCUCUCUCUCUCUCUCUCUCUCUCUCUCUCUCUCUCUCUCUCUCUCUCUCUCUCUCUCUCUCUCGCCCUCUCUUUCUCUUUCUCAUUGUUUCCCACACUGACUCGCCGCCAGGCUCUGUAUGCGCUCGACAAAUGACCAGCCGGCCGCUUUUUGCACGAGGAGCGCACAAAGGAAAAUAAACUUCAGGCUAACCAACAACAACAACAACAAAAACAACAAUAACAAAAAUGGGCUAGAAUCGGAACACGUUCGAUUGCUUCAGGGCUUGAUUGAUCAGCCUUGAAGAGAGAGGGAGAGUGACCUAAUUGGGAUGAGAGUUCAAGUCCAGCUCGCCGCCAGAUUGGACCUUUAAAGCCGCUUUAAAGAGGAAGGAGAACCGUAGCUACCCUCCGGUGGCACGUUUAUGGUCGUGGUGCGUUUGUAGACUGACACUUUUCAGGAGGGGCGCAGGUGUAUGCGCGGCGGGUGCAUAUCAAAGCAGGGAUGAACUAAGUGGGAACCAGAAAGGGGUGUCAAAGGUUCGGUUCGGAAUAGGGGCGGAGGAGUGGAGGUGGAGGGGGCGACCAUCGCCUUCCUCCGAAACCAGGAUGGAAGGCACAAGUCGGCCGGAGCCCAACAGCGUCACCGGCAAGCCUGCCGCGCACACAGAGAGCCUCCACCUACAGCGGGUUGUGAUCUUCCUCGUCGCGCUCGUCAUGCAACCACAGGUGGUACGCACGGUGGGGAUGUUCGAGCUGCAGAUUCGCCACUAUCAGAACCCCAACGGAGUCCUUCUGAACGGAGACUGCUGCGACAUCCCGGUUGGCGGCGGGCAGCGCUGCUCGUCUCGAGACCAGUGUGACACUUUUUUCCAAGCCUGCCUCAAGGAGUACCAGGCCCGCGUGGUCCCGACCGGAACCUGCACCUUUGGCUCAGGCAGCACCGGGAUAUUGGGAGGAAAUUCCCAGUUGCUCCAUCGCCGCGUUCAUGAUGGAGGAGGAGGAGGAGGAGGAGGAGAUGAUGGCAACAAUGGACUCAUUGUCAUUCCCUUCAAAUACGCUUGGCCAAAGUCCUUCUCUUUGGUUUUGGAGGCUCAGGAUGAUGACAACAGCACAUCACAACCAGAUCAGCUGAUUGAGCGUGUUCUUCUCUCCUCCAUGUUGAAUCCCGGAGAGCAGUGGCAGGCCUACCGCCACCACCAUUACCUUCUGGUUUGGCUGCUUCAGAGUGCCUCAUUGUUGGCCACGAAUCAGCUGAUUGAGCGUGUUCUUCUCUCCUCCAUGUUGAAUCCCGGAGAGCAGUGGCAGGCCUACCGCCACCACGGCCGCUCCUUCAGCCUGGAGUACCGCCUACGCUUUCGCUGCGACUCCAACUACUAUGGGCCCUUCUGCAACAAGUUCUGCCGGGCCCGCGACGACUUCUUUGGCCACUUCAACUGCGACCUCAGCGGCUCCAAGGUCUGCAUGGAGGGAUGGACGGGACCCGAGUGCAAAGAAGCGCUGUGCAGGCAAGGAUGUCAUAAGGCCCACGGCUCUUGCACCGAACCUGGACAAUGCACGUGUCACUACGGCUGGACCGGGUCUCUGUGCGACCAGUGUGUGACCUUCCCCGGUUGUAUGUACGGGAGCUGCACUGAACCCUGGCAGUGUGUGUGCGACGUCAACUGGGGCGGUCUCCUGUGUGACAAAGAUCUGAACUACUGCGGGACUCACCAGCCUUGCAAGAACAGCGGCACUUGCACCAACACAGAGCCCAACGAGUACCAGUGCGAGUGCCAAGAUGGUUUCAGGGGUCGCAACUGUGACAUUGUUGAACGCGCGUGCGUGUCAUUGCCAUGUGUGAACGGCGCCACCUGUGUGGAGGACUCCACGGGCUUCAGCUGCGUCUGUGCUGAAGGCUGGACUGGGCUGACCUGCGCAAAUGCGGUGAGGCAGUGCGACCGAAAUCCCUGUGGACCGGGUGCAACUUGUCAGGAGGCUCCAGGAGGUUACCAAUGCCUCUGCCCGCCUGGAUGGAGCGGCAGAACGUGCCAGCUGGAUGCAGAUGAGUGUGAAAUGAAAAUAUGUGUCCAUGCCCGCUCUUGCCGCAACCUGAUUGGUGGAUACCUGUGUGAUUGUCUUCCUGGAUGGGCGGGGUCAAAGUGUGACAUCAGGAACAACAGCUGUCAGGGCUUGUGUCUCAACGGGGGACAUUGUGAGGAACAGAUGUCGGGAUCCAGAUGUUUGUGCCCGCUUGGCUUCUCGGGAAAAAACUGUCAAAUUCGCCUCAACCUUUGUGAUAGCGCCCCCUGUCUGCAUGGAGGGCAUUGCACAGAGAAGGAUGAACGUGCCGUCGCCUGUGACUGCCCUUUGGGGUAUUCUGGAAUCUUCUGUGAGAUUGUGCAGGAUGUGUGCAACCCCAACCCUUGCUCGCAGGGGAUGCCCUGUCACAACAUCGAUGGCAACUACAUGUGUGCCUGUCCAGAGGGUUACCAUGGAAACGAGUGCCUCAGCCAAAAGAGCCCUUGUUUUGGACCUCACUGUCCAGGUGCCAUGUCAGACACAAAAGGGGGCAUCAGCUUCUACAUGGUCCUGUUGGGCGUUCUAGCGCUGGUGAUAGUAUGCGGCUGCACCGCGUGUGCCUUGGUCCUCUCCCACCUGCAGCACAAGCGGAAAAAACAGCAUGCCGUCCCGCCGGAGGAGGGCACCAUCAACAACCAGAGGGAGUAUGUCAACCUCAUCCGAAACCUGGACCACCUUGUCCCCCCGCCCCUUCCGCCUCCUGCCAUCCCGCUGGUUCAGACGCCGCCCACCACAGCCGCCGCCGCCGCCGUUAGCCCGCACUGCUAUGAGGAAAUUGAGCUGACUUUCCCUCCCACGCCGGCCCCCUCGCACUCGUCAUCCCCUGGGCUGAAGCAGGCCCCCGCUCCAAAAUUGGACAUUUCCAACCAGGAGCGGGAGAAGCUAAACCGCAUCCACUGCACAGACAGCCACGAGCUACAAGUGUGACCCUUGAAAUCUGAGGCUUAAUUUUUUUUUCCUGCUUACUUUGCACUCUCUCGCUCACAGGGUCCACGUUUCUUGUUUGGCCUAUCGUGUUGUUGAGACUCUGCAGAUGAUGUCAUGAGCUUGGAUACUUAAAGCUGCAAUUCCACCCAAAGUUCCAAGAACUUUUAAUACUCUGUACUUGUACUCCCGGUACUAUGACAGACCUGGUUUGAAGGAAAAGACUCAUGACUGUCGAUGGAGAUGGUGUUCUGUGUGUGGUGUGUUGUAUUGGUCAUUAUGAGUAAACUAUGAGAACAGUGCGUCCAAUUUGCCAUCAUAAUAUAUAUUGAACGGAUUUAACAUUUACAAUAGCCUUCACUGAAAAUUACUUUUAACACACCCCACAGUACAGGAUAAUUUUUUUUGAGACAUCUGAGAAUCGAGCCUUUGCUGACUUUUGAUCGGAAAAGGAAAAAUGCUGACAUUCGUCCUGAUUAUUUUGUGUUGUAGCCUGCUUUAGUCGUCAGUAUAUGAACAGGUGUAGACAAGGUUAAAAAACAAAAGUAGUCAGGAGCUAUGGAAUCAGAGUUGUUCAGCACUGUUGACCCCAUCUGAGCCUUUUUGAGCAAACCCUCCGAAUUCAUAAACACAACGGUCCUCAAAUGCUUACAGAGUCAAGUUUCCUUUGGUGGAAGUGCGCCAAAGUGACCUCCGAGUGCCUGAAACAGUGUCAGUCACAAUAAUUCAGGCCAAAAAUCUGAGAAUGGCUUCGAUGACCAAAUGAGUGGAUGAUUAUUUAAAGUCCAACAGGAUGAAUGUGAGAUUAUUUAAAGCAGCCAGUGUAUACAUUUUCUUCUAUUUACAAGGGGGAAGCUUCAUUUUCCAACACAUUUUCUGGAUUCUGAGUUUGUGUGCGAAAGACAACACAAUAUAGGAAAUAUGUCAGAACACAAUCCUCCGAGUUGUGCUUUAAAGCCUCAUGAUUUUUUUUUUAAACCAUACACUGUUGCCUGUCUUGUUUCUGUGAUUAUACCUUUUUUUGUCAUUUUGCCUGUAAGAUAGUUUGUACAUAAUUUUAUUGUAAAUAUUGAUGCCUCCCUUUUUUUUGUACCGUGGAUCAGUCUGAGAGUAUCACUCUUGUUGUUUUACUAUCGUUCUGUAAUAAAAGUGCAUUUAACAGUUUGGGAUUGUUGAAACCUGAAGUCAUAAAAUGUCCUCGGAAUUAGGCUGAGUCUUUCAUUUGGAUUUGUUUUGGUUUUGUAACCACUCGAGAAAAAGAGAGAAAGGGAUGCCCCAGGCUGAAUGUGAGGAUUUUGUGUCAAUGUGAGCAUUGUCGAUUGUUGCAUAUAUUCUCAGAAUAAUGUCAAAGUCAAAUCUACCUCGCUGAAUUUACGACAUUGGAAAGUUCUGUAAAUAACGUCGGCUGACUCAGCUCCAUGUAGUGUUAAUGGGCGCUGGAAUUCAACACCCUCCUUUGCCAAUACUGUUUAUAUUGCACGAGGACUGACUGUGCAUGUCAAACUUUUCAUGAGAGGAAAGGGGGAGACAUCUUUGCGUCAUAAAAUGAGACAACAGAUAAACUAAUCAAUUUUACAUUUAUUAACUGUAUACUAUUUAUUCUUGUCAUCAAAAAAUAAAUAUACACAUACUGUC